AUGACUGAGGCUACGCACCAAACGGUGAACAUUUGUGAGGAUGACCUCAAAGUAGCAAUGAAAAUGCCUAUUCGCGCCCAUGUGCGCCUGGUGGGCAUCGAAAAGACACAUCCGGAUGUUGUGGCAAGAGAUCUAGAAACAAUAAAGCGAUGUCUCACAAUACAGGAAGCCGUUGAGACAAUUACAGAAAUCCGCAGUCGGUGGAUUUCUGCAGGAAUUUUUCGGAGCGUUCAGUAUAAUUUUGAACCGACUGCAGAUGGAAAUCAAAACGAUAUCUGUGUUCGAUUAGAUGUUGUCGAAGAGAAGCCCAAAAAGAGUAUCGGUGUCUUUACAACUGACACUUCCAUUCCAGAAAUUACUGUUGCUCUUGAGAACAUAUUAGGCGGUCGUUACUCUGUCAAAGGCAACUACAUUCCUCCUGCGACCCGAGUUCAUUCGAUAUCGUUUUCUUUUCUCUCGAACGUUCCCCUCAUUGGCCAGAGUGCUGAAUACUAUAUAGGGAGGAAAACGGAAAACAAAACCUACCACCUAGCAAACUCUGAGCGCGUAGAGGAGGUGAAGGCAACCACCACAAAUCGCAAAGGCAAACUUGCGACUGAAUUUUCGGUCGGAUUCCAGCGGCGGACACUAUUAACGAAGCAUAUGAAGAGUAUCCCUGCGGAGGACGUGGCUGAUUUUUCUGCGACGGAUAAGGGCUACGUUCGGCACCAACUCACCAUUACAGACGUUGCUCACCACGCCAAUCCGUUUCUCUACAAUAUGUACCCACUCCCUAUUUAUGGCACACAGAUCAGCUUUUGCAAUGAAUUUGCCGGUGGACCUGUUGGUGGUGACUUUUCGUUUCUGAAAAGUGAAUUUCAAGGGUCCAAGUACAUCCCACUAGGUCCCUUUUUCAGUAUGCAGUUAAGUGCAAAACUCGCUGGAAUUUACCCCUUUUUUGGAAGUCGUAUCCCUCUCAAUGAUCGGCUAUUCUUGUCCAAUUGUCAUGUUCGCGGGUUUAAGUCAGUCGGGCCCUCUACAUUAGAUUGGGGAGGCAAUAUUAGUCGCUUCGCGGCAACUGGAGGCAAUGCUCUGUGGGCUACAUCGCUAAGUCUGAACUUUCCGUUUCUUUUUUUCCCAAACAACGGGAUCGCUUCAAUGCACCUUUUUGCAAACGCCGGCCAUGUGCGCAUGACUGACUCGCUCGAUGCACUCAAGGAUGCCUAUCGCUGGUUGCGGGAUUGUGCGUGCUCUAUUGGUGCUGGAAUCGUAAUUACGCGGAUACCCAUCUUCGGCAUCGCACCGAGUGGACGCUUUGAGCUAAACAUGUCGAUCCCUCUCGGCAUAGAUAAGCAGGGUAACGUUGUUUGCCGCAACGGCCGCAAAAGUUUGUUCGACCGCUUCCGAUUCGGUCUGGUGUGGUCAUCUAAUUUCUCGUUCUAA
Molecule: messenger RNA, 1422 nt
Organism: Leishmania braziliensis MHOM/BR/75/M2904
Lineage: Eukaryota; Euglenozoa; Kinetoplastea; Trypanosomatida; Trypanosomatidae
Exons: 1
Coding region: 1-1422 (473 amino acids)
Biological process (GO): protein insertion into mitochondrial outer membrane
Cellular component (GO): outer membrane; SAM complex
Source: RefSeq, a predicted model, not a curated record